Molecule: messenger RNA, 621 nt
Organism: Scheffersomyces stipitis CBS 6054
Lineage: Eukaryota; Fungi; Ascomycota; Pichiomycetes; Serinales; Debaryomycetaceae
Exons: 1
Coding region: 1-621 (206 amino acids)
Biological process (GO): double-strand break repair via homologous recombination; meiotic DNA recombinase assembly involved in reciprocal meiotic recombination; meiotic joint molecule formation
Cellular component (GO): Swi5-Sfr1 complex; Swi5-Swi2 complex
Source: RefSeq, a predicted model, not a curated record
AUGCUACCACCUAUCACAGUAGCUGGGAAAUUGUCUGACAAAGACACUCCGCUUCCUUCACCAGAUCUCAUCCAGACUCCCCAUCUACAUUUCAACUCCACAUAUGUGACCUCCUCUUCCGCCUCCAAUACUCCCCCAUCGGGUGCAACCAUAGCCAACUGCACCUGUCUGACGGCAUCCCAGAACCCACAGCCCCAUCCAACCGUCAUUGAUACUGCGAUAUUGGAGAAUACGCCCAGAACUACAAUUCUCGUCAACCAUUCAGGUACUUCGUCUGAAAAAUCAAACCUUGGGCAAACUCAAUACUUCCCCAGCGUGACACCACCAACAAUCAGCGCAAAUCCAGAAAUAACCACAGUCGAUGACGACGCCAAUCAAAGUAGUCUGCUCCUGAAAGACGAACGACUAGAUGAGAUCAAGAAGCAGUGUUCUCAGCUCAUCAGCGAGUUAGAUGCGAACCCCAACCCCGAGGAAAUCGUCAGAAAGCAUAUAAUAAUGUUGAACAAAUACAAUGAGUUGAAGGAUAUCGCAUUGGGAUUGGUGACUAUGAUUGCGGAUCAGAGACACAUCCGCACCACCGAUAUCUUGGAAGAAGUAAAAGUCGAACACAAUCCAGAGUAA